AGUUCAGUGCGGAGUGCGGAGACGGCGCAGCAUUGCUGACCGGCUGCGGUCGAGGAGAGUGUGGCGAGAUAUUAAGCCUUAAAUAAUAUAAAAAUGGAAGGAAAGAAGGAAAACGGGAAAGAAGUGAAAUACUUUCGUCUGGAAGAAGUGGAGCAACAAAAUUCCUCCAAGAGCACUUGGAUUAUUCUACAUCAUAAAAUUUACGAUGUCACUAAAUUUCUGGAAGAGCACCCAGGUGGUGAAGAAGUUCUGCGGGAGCAGGCAGGGGGCAACGCCACAGAGAGCUUUGAAGACAUAGGCCAUUCUUCGGACGCCAGAGCUAUCGCCAGCACAUACGUCAUUGGCGAACUCCAUCCCGAUGACAGACAUAAAAUUGAAAAGCCAACGGAAACGUUUGUCACUACACUGAAUGAUAACUCAAGUUGGUGGACAAACUGGGUGAUUCCUGCAAUUGCUGCUGCCUUUGUCACUGUGAUGUACCGUUUGUAUGUAGCUGAGGAAUAAAAUUGACAAAUGUGAUUGCUCGCACAUAACCACUAGUUUCAAUUGCUGUAGUAAUGUGAAUGAAUGGUGGAAAAUCACCCGUUUGCUUCAACAUUAACAAGUGCCUUUGAUUCCGUUGUUUUUAUCAGCAAUGCACUGUAUAUGAAGGCAUUUCUUUUCACUAAACCAGAGUUUUAAAGCCUUGGUUCUGGUGAGCUCAGAUACUGUUACAGAUUUUUGCUACAGCUGAGGUAAUUUACUGAACUGAGCCCUUUGUUGAACUUUGUUGGAAUUUAACAAGAACUAUUUUAUUGUUUUCUGCCCUGAACUGUUAAUGAUUUAAAGUUGGUUAUUAAAUUUUAUAGCUAUUUUUCAGCUACUUUUAGCAGCUGAAGCUGAUGUCUAAUGAAUCAAAUUCUUAGUUCAUUUAAAGGUUUAAGGUGUAAUUGAGGAUUCAGUCUUAUUUAGAAUGAAAAUCAGCAGACACUGGAGUCACCAGCGUCAGGUUUGGGAAACUCUGUUCUGGAGAUAUAAACAUUUAUGUAUACAGCCACAUACAAAAGUAUUGUUACCCCGUUCAGAGCUCACUAACUGUAAUCUACCAAGUCUGCACCCGCUGGGCAAAAGAUUGACUUUAAAGUAGUGAAUGGUAAAUUGAGAUUGCUAGUAAGAUAAUACAUACUAGUAUUUUAGCAGAAGAGGGACUUAAUGUGCUGGAGGAAAAAGAUUGCUACCACACGGGUCUCCAGUAUUGUUAUGCUCUGUUGCUGAAUGAGUGCUUUGAUACUCAACUUAAUACUCCUGGCCUCAGUUGAUCUUUUUGUAGUGUUCCAUUUGUAAUUCUGUAGCAAACAUAGUGAACACAUUUUAUAAACAAUGUAAAACAUGCAAAAGAAAUGUUUAAAUCCACAAAGUUAACAAAUGGCAAAGUAUAAUUCGGCCCAGUAAUAAAACUGAAAGCUCUCAAAAUGGUGAAAGCCAGCACCACAUUGCUGACACACAAGAAAAACAGCAUUCCUCAAUUAUUUUUUACCAUUUUCUGCUGAAAAAGUACAAUGAAUAAACAUCAGAUGGAGGAUGCCAUAUAUUUAUAAUCCCAAUCCCAUGUGCCGCUCUCCCUGCUGUGUUCUUUUAGGUUCAAUUUCAAGUUGAAUAAGCAGGGAAAAUGUAUCCUGCAGCCCAGAACUGGAUUGUGCAUUAGCUCAGCCACAGGUACAGACUCAGCAGAACAGAAUUCACCCGUUAUCUGUACUGUUAUUUACAAGGAUGAAUUAUUGCAAACAAGCAAGUGUAAUUUAACAAAUAUAUUAAGGGUAUUAAUAACUUUGGAUGUGACUGUGUGUAAAUAAAUAAUGAACUAUUCCUUUACCUACCUAUGUACAUAUACAAUAUACAUACAUAGAAGUAGGUAGAUGGAUAGGUCAUAACUUAACAAAGAUUGUAUUAAAUUCACACUGUAUUAAAUGUACAAGAUAUAAUAUGUGAACGUUCUAGUUUCUCCUCAGCAGUGUAAUCCACAUGAAUUGUUCAGUGCAUGUGAAGAAUGUAAUCAGAUUGUGACAUUGCCAUGCUACUGAGCUUGUUAAAUCAUGUCUUGCUUAACCCUUAACCGCAGUACAGUUUGUAGCAUAAAAAUGAUACUAACAAUUGAAAAGGCAGGCUAUCUCUUUUUUUAAGAAUAUAAUUAUAUUUGUAAAAUAAAUUUUCAUACACAUUAAGAAAUGCAAUAAACUGUAUGUACAGUACUUGGUGCUUUUAUUUUGACAUUUUAUUUUAAACUAUUUUUUAAUAACAAGCUUAUCCACCUGCAACCUGCUACAAACAGGGUCUCUGCAUCUCCUUACUUGACUUGGGAGAGUAAUACAGGGAACAGCGUGCAUCACAAAAUCAAAAUAUAAAAGCAGAAAGGCUUACGUUUUGUGGUGGGGUGAUGUAAGAUGGAGUCCUGAGAAACACAAAUUGAGUAGAACACAUUUAUUUCUCUGAAUUUAUUGUAGGGAACGUGUUUAACAAGACAUGCCUAGUUGAAAAAUAGAUGGGGAACCUUAAAUAUUUACAUGUAUCUUUUGCCUUCUCCAUUGUAAUAUUAAAGUGGUGUGUUGUGAGCUUUUUGCUGGAAAAAAAGUGUCACAAAGUUAUGAAAUUUGAAAUGUGUGCAUAUCGGAAUACAAACGAGUAGAGCGAAUGUU
Messenger RNA from Lepisosteus oculatus (spotted gar), 2672 nucleotides. It is a transcript of the gene cyb5a, whose product is annotated as cytochrome b5 type A (microsomal). Gene Ontology annotation, molecular function: heme binding. NCBI's taxonomy places the organism in Eukaryota, Metazoa, Chordata, Actinopteri, Semionotiformes, Lepisosteidae. Gene Ontology annotation, cellular component: membrane; intracellular membrane-bounded organelle. The record is from RefSeq and is a predicted model, not a curated record.